UAGAAGUCUAGCAGCCAUGCUUGAAAAGGACACAAGAAGUCUGCCAUAUUGAUUUGAAAUGGAAAUUUCAUGGCCAAUUUGGCCAUUUGCAGAGGGCUUUCAAAUUUGUUGGGUUCAGUAGUGCCUCAGCGUUUUGUUAAAAGCCAAAGCCAGUUUUACUUAGCAACAUGACAUUUUGUGGACAUGUCUAUCAUGAUUAGACACACAAAAAAGUCUCAAGAACCCAUGCUGAAAAAUGGACAGAAAGUCAAUGGUAGUGCCAUUUUUGCGUCGAAGCAACAAUUAUAGUAUCAUUUUGGCAUUGAAGCUUCAAUUGUUAUUUUCAUUACUUUGAUGACUGGCCUUUGUCAAUGUGUAUGAAUGAUGCUACACACAAGAGCAAGUGUUGUUUGUUUCCUUAACCGAAGCUCCACUCCUUUUGAAUGGAUGAUCCUCACCACAAUCAUUGCAAACUGCAUCGUGCUGGCACUGGAGCAGCACCUGCCCGACGGUGACAAGACGCCUCUAUCCGAGCGCCUGGAGGACACGGAGCCCUACUUCAUCGCCAUCUUCUGCUUCGAGUCAGGAAUCAAGAUCCUGGCGCUGGGCUUCGCGCUGCACAAGGGCUCGUACCUGCGCAACGGCUGGAACGUCAUGGACUUUGUGGUCGUGCUCACUGGUAUAUUAUCAUCGGCGCGCUCUCACAUUGACCUGAGGACGCUCAGAGCCGUCCGGGUGCUGCGACCUCUCAAACUGGUGUCGGGGAUUCCGAGCCUGCAGGUGGUGCUCAAGUCCAUCAUGAAGGCCAUGAUCCCGCUGCUGCAGAUCGGCCUGCUGCUGUUCGUGGCCAUUCUCAUGUUCGCCAUCAUCGGCCUGGAGUUCUACAUGGGAAAGUUCCACACCACCUGCUAUGAUGACAUUACGGGUGAGAUCGUGGACAAGGUUCCGUGCGGCGCCAAGUUGCCGUCCAGGAUGUGCCCCAACGGCACCACGUGUCGGGACGGCUGGAUCGGGCCCAACUUCGGCAUCACGCAGUUUGACAACAUCAUGUUCGCCGUACUCACAGUCUUCCAGUGUAUCACCAUGGAGGGCUGGACCGACAUGCUCUACUACAGUAACGACGUGGAGGGCAGCGCAUGGAACUGGAUGUACUACAUCCCUCUCAUCAUCAUCGGCUCCUUCUUUAUGCUCAACCUUGUGUUGGGCGUCCUCUCAGGUGAGUUUGCCAAAGAGCGAGAACGCGUGGAGAACCGGAGCGAGUUCCUCAAGCUCCGGCGACAGCAGCAGAUUGAACGUGAGCUCAAUGGCUACCUGGAGUGGAUCUGCAAAGCAGAGGAGGUGAUCCUGGCCGAGGAGGACGGCACAGGGAAUUUUGAUGGUUCCCGGCGACGGCCGACCAUUAAGACCAAGAACAACAAGACGGAGCUGCUCCACACAGAGGAAGGCGAGGACAGCAUGGGAGAUGCUAUCGGGUUCGCCCGCUCCAGCAUCAAGAGCGGCAAGGACGGCACCAGCUACAGCAAGAAGGAAAAACGGCUGCGCUUCUUCAUCCGCAAGAUGGUCAAGACGCAAGCCUUUUACUGGACCGUUCUGUGCCUGGUGGGCCUCAACACCAUGUGUGUGGCGGCCGUGCACUACAACCAGCCCGAGCUGCUCUCGGACUUCCUGUUCUAUGCAGAGUUUAUUUUCCUGGGUUUGUUCAUGUCUGAGAUGCUGAUCAAGAUGUACGGUCUUGGCAUUCAGCCCUACUUCCACUCCUCCUUCAACUGCUUUGAUUGUGUGGUGAUCGUGGGCAGCAUCUUUGAGGUAGUUUGGGCCACCAUCAAGCCGGGCACGUCUUUUGGGAUCAGCGUCUUGCGAGCGCUAAGACUUCUGAGAAUCUUCAAGGUCACCAAGUACUGGGCUCCUCUGCGCAACCUGGUGGUGUCUCUGCUCAACUCCAUGAAGUCCAUCGUCAGCUUGCUCUUCCUCCUCUUCCUCUUCAUCGUGGUCUUCGCUCUGUUGGGCAUGCAGCUCUUUGGCGGACAGUUCAACUUUGAGGACGGGACGCCGCCCACCAACUUUGACACUUUUGCAGCAGCCAUCAUGACAGUGUUUCAGAUCUUGACGGGAGAGGACUGGAACAUGGUCAUGUACAAUGGCAUCGAGUCUCAAGGGGGCGUCAAUGACAAGGGGAUGGUCUUCUCCAUUUUCUUCAUCGUCCUCACCCUCUUCGGCAACUACACACUGCUCAACGUCUUCUUGGCCAUCGCUGUGGACAACCUUGCCAACGCCCAGGAGCUCACCAAGGAUGAGGAGGAGCAAGAGGAGGCGGCCAAUCAGAAGACUGCGCUGCAGAAGGCCAAGGAGGUGGCUGAAGUCAGCCCGCUUUCGGCCGCCAACCUCUCCAUUGCUGCUAAGGAGCAGCAGAGGAAUCACGUCAAGGUGGGCAACAAGUCGGUGUGGGAGCAGCGUACCAGUGAGAUCCGCCGGCAUAACCUGAUGACCAGUCGAGAGGUUCUCUACAACGAGCUGGAGCAGGACGACUGGAAGAUGGGAGACGAGGGAGAGGAGGUGUCGUACCCGCAGAAAGGCCGUGGCGACAUGAACACCCACUUGGACCGUCCGCUUGUGGUCAACCCGCAGGACAACCGCAACAACAACACCAACAAGACGGCUCCUGGCCAACUGCCCCUGGACCAGGAGUACCAGCGGCAGGACCUGGACCACAGCCAAUGCGCUUCCCACCACCACCGUCACCAUUACCACCACCACCAUCACCACCAGAGGGCUGACACAGUGGAACCGCCUGGCUGGGACCAACAGGGGGCAGGGGGCGAUGCGGACCAAGAGGCCAGCAACCAAGAGGGGCGGUCGGCGGAGGAAAGGCACAGCCACAGGAGCCACCGGGGGCAUCGGCACAGGAACAGGGAGUGCCGAGAGGGUCGGGAUGCUUGCAGCUCAUCCCCUCGCCACACCAAUGCAGCCGAGGGCAACAAUGAGCACCGUAGAGCCAGGCAUCACUGCAAGGCCGCCAGGGAGGGUGAGCCCGGGAGGAGGCACAGGUCCAAGGGAGCCGAAGAGGAUGGAGACAAAGGCGAAGACGGGGAGGGUCGGAAGACCAGGCGUCAUCGUCACGGGAAUCAGGAUAGAAGCAGAGGACAUCACUCUAGAAAGGAGCCACACAGCGCUGGUCCCAGCCUGUCCACCGCGCGACCCAUACAGCAACACAACGAGGACCUGGACAACUUGCGCAACAACAGCAAGUUGGCCAGUCGGCCUUAUGACCUGCCGCCACCAGAUGACCCGGACCACGUCAACAACUUGCUGAACUGCUGUAACGCUGACACCCACACCUUCCUGCACAGCAUGGACAGUCUGAUCCUGAGCAGCAUGGCCAAACCUGACUAUACCAGCAUUGACAUGCCGCCCGUCUACCCGUAUCCCUCAACCAAUGCCAUCCUGCAAGUGAACAAGAAUGCAAACACAGACCAGAAGAAGGAGGAGAAGAAGGAGAACGACGACGACGAGGGAGACGAGGAUGGACCCAAGCCCAUGCCCCCCUACAGCUCUUGCUUCAUCAUGUCUACCACCAACCCUUUCAGGAAGUGCUGCCACUACAUCCUCACCCUCAAAUACUUUGAGUUUAGCAUCCUGUCCGUCAUCGCCAUGAGUAGCAUCGCGCUCGCAGCGGAAGACCCGGUGUGGCCAGACUCGCCGCAAAAUAACGUGCUGCGCUACUUUGACUAUGUCUUCACUGGUGUCUUCACUUUUGAAAUGCUCAUCAAGAUGGUAGUGCUGGGCCUGUUCCUCCACCAAGGCUCCUAUUUCCGCGACCUGUGGAACAUUCUAGACUUUAUAGUGGUUAGUGGUGCUCUGGUGGCCUUCGCCUUCACGGGGAGCAGUAAGGGCAAAGACAUCAGCACCAUUAAGUCACUGCGAGUGCUGCGGGUUCUGCGUCCUCUCAAGACCAUCAAAAGACUCCCCAAGCUCAAGGCCGUGUUUGACUGCGUGGUGAACUCUCUGAAGAACGUCCUGAACAUCCUUAUUGUCUACAUGCUCUUCAUGUUCAUCUUCGCCGUGGUGGCCGUGCAGCUGUUCAAGGGUCGCUUCUUCUACUGCACGGAUGUGUCCAAAGAAUUUGAGCGCGACUGCAGGGGUGAGUUUCUGAUGUACGAGAAGGAUGAGGUUAAAGCUCAGAAGCGGGAGUGGAAGAAGUACAAUUUUCACUACGACAACGUGGCUUGGGCCCUGCUUACCCUCUUCACUGUCUCCACUGGAGAAGGGUGGCCGCAGGUCUUAAAGGCCUCUGUGGACUCCACUUAUGAGAACCAGGGCCCCAGCCCGGGUUACCGGAUGGAGAUGUCCAUCUUUUACGUGGUGUACUUUGUUGUCUUCCCCUUCUUCUUCGUCAACAUCUUUGUGGCUCUCAUCAUCAUCACCUUCCAGGAACAGGGAGAUAAGAUGAUGGAGGACUAUAGCUUAGAGAAGAAUGAGAGAGCCUGCAUCGAUUUCGCCAUCAACGCCAAGCCCCUGACGCGCCACAUGCCCAAGAACAAGCUGAGCUUCCAAUAUCGCAUGUGGCAGUUUGUGGUGUCGCCCCCCUUCGAGUACAGUAUCAUGGCUCUCAUUGCGCUCAACACCAUCGUCCUCAUGAUGAAGUUUGAUGGCGCCUCGCCGACGUACGAUGUGGUCCUGAAGAACCUCAAUAUUGUCUUUACCACUUUCUUCUUCAUGGAGUCCAUCCUGAAGAUCAUCGCUUUCGGCCCUCUGAAUUACUUCAGAGACGCCUGGAACAUUUUUGACUUUGUCUCUGUGCUGGGAAGCAUCACCGACAUUUUGGUGACGGAAGUAGGGGACAAUUUCAUCAACUUGAGUUUUCUGCGCCUGUUCCGCGCCGCUCGCCUCAUCAAGCUCCUGCGUCAAGGCGAAACCAUUCGCAUCCUUCUGUGGACCUUCGUGCAGUCCUUCAAGGCUUUGCCGUACGUGUGCCUGCUCAUCGCCAUGCUCUUCUUCAUCUACGCCAUCAUUGGCAUGCAGUUGUUUGGCAACCUGUCACUGGAGCAGGAGGGCGACAGUGCCAUCGACCAUCACAACAACUUCAGAACCUUCGUCAUGGCCCUCAUGUUGCUCUUCAGGAGCGCCACGGGCGAGGCCUGGCAUGACAUCAUGCUGUCAUGUCUGGGAGGCAAAGAGUGUGAUCCGGCCUCUGGCAACACCGAGCCCGAAUGCGGCAGCACCUUCGCUUACACCUACUUUGUCUCCUUCAUCUUCCUGUGUUCCUUCCUGAUGCUCAAUCUGUUCGUGGCCGUCAUCAUGGACAACUUCGAGUACCUGACAAGAGAUUCAUCCAUCCUGGGGCCGCACCACCUGGACGAGUACGUAAGGAUUUGGGCAGAGUACGACCCCGCCGCCUGCGGGCGCAUACAUUAUAAGGAUAUGUACAGUUUAUUGCGAGUUAUCUCCCCUCCCCUGGGCCUUGGCAAGAAAUGCCCGCAUAGGGUGGCCUGCAAGAGGCUGCUACGUAUGGACCUGCCCGUGGCCGACGACAACACGGUCCACUUCAACUCCACCCUCAUGGCGCUCAUCAGGACGGCGCUGGAUAUCAAGAUUGCCAAAGGCGGUGCAGACAAGCAGCAAAUGGACGCUGAGCUACGUAAGGAGAUGAUGGCCAUUUGGCCCAACCUGUCGCAGAAGACACUGGACCUGUUGGUCACACCUCACAAGGCCACAGACUUGACGGUGGGCAAAAUCUACGCUGCCAUGAUGAUCAUGGAAUACUACCGGCAGAGCAAGACCAAAAAACUGCAGGCCAUGCGGGAGGAACAGGAUGAGGUGGGAUCUCCUUAUUUGAACCGACCACCAUUAAUGUUUCAGCGCAUGGAGGCUCCACCAGAGGGCGACGGUACGGACGGGCUAGGGGGGCCCGAACUUAGCAGCCUUCCUGGUACCCAGCCCGACAAUGUCAACAGCAUACCUUCCGAAAGUGGCGGCAUGACCGAAAGCCAAUCGUGGAUGACCACCAAAGCCCAGGAGAUGUUCCAAAAGACGGGUAAUUGGAGCACCGACAGGCCGUACCCCGACGACCUCCAUGACAACCCGCAGACCAUCACGGACACCAGUCCCAUGCGACGCUCCACCUCCAGCCUGGUCCACGGGCGUUCGGGUCGGGGCGUCAGGCUGGACGACUACCCCCUGGAGAGGGUGGUGUCUGAGGAGGGUCGGCACGGCAGUGGCGGGGGGCGCCGACACAGGGACCGAAGCCACCGCACCUCACAGCGAUCCCUCACCAGAUACACUGACGCAGACACAGGCCUGGGCACAGACCUGAGCACCACCACGCAGUCGGGCGACCUGCACCCCAAGGAGCGCGAGCGCGACCGGGGCAGGACCAAGGACCGGCGCCACCACCACCACCACCACCACGGCUCCACAGACAAAGAGCGCUACGAUCGACAUGACCUAACCCACAGACACUCACACGACAGACACUGGUCACGUUCACCCAGUGAGGGUCCGGACGGACGGGGCCACAGACAGGGCAGUAGUUCGGUGAGCGGCAGCCCCGUUCCCUCGACCUCGGGGACCAGCACGCCGCGGAGAGGCCGUCGCCAGCUGCCCCAGACCCCCGCCGUACCCCGUCCUCAUGUCACCUACUCCCCUGCCGUCCGCAAGCCCAGCUACGGUCCCCUGGGGCCAGGCCGCCUGCACUCGCCUUCCCCACGACACUUCUCCCCGCCAGACCUCGACAGGAGCUACCACCACCGGCCACCAUCCCGUCAAGCCUCUCCCCACCACGGGGGCUCUUCGUCCAGGCACGUGUCGCCCCUCUCCCCAAGGCACGGUUCACCCCGCUCCCCAAGGCACGGUUCACCCCGCUCCCCAAGGCACGGGUCUCCCCGCUCCCCAAGGCACGGGUCUCCCCGCUCCCCAAGGCACCAGUCCCCCCGCUCGCCCAUUCACGGUUCACCGCGGUCCCCGCACAGAGGCCGCUGGAACGGACCGCCGCUGGAGGAGAGUCUGGAGGGCGACGGGCCCUUCUAUGAGCGUGAUUUCGAGUAUGAGCGGCACCACGAGCCCCCUGCGUAUGAGCAAAGCCUUUCCCAUGGCAACCCCCACACUCAUGCGGGAAACCCGCACCCCCGCUCGCCUAGGACUGCCCGCCACGGGCCCCCUCCACCGCCCCCUCAUCCGCAUCCCCGCCGGGUGCCCAACGGCUACCGCUCGUCCUCGCCUUCUCCACAUCGAAGGGGGCCACCUGGGGGACCUCACCCACACCACCGGCCUCCUCAUGCCCGCGGACCCCGCAAAGGCCUGCAUGAACCUUACAGCGAGACAGACGAGGAUGACUGGUGCUAGCGACUGGAUUACGGCAGAAAUGAUAGGAGAAGAACCGCAACCUCCAGGGUUCUGGCCUUGCAUCUGCAGACUUGAUGGGGAGCUGGGUGGGGGGUCUGGACAUCCUCCCGAGGACCCUGCCUUCAGCGCCUGAACUCUGUGAGUGAGACUGCAGGCAGAGACCAGGCGGGCGAUGGUGCUCCAAAUAGACUGACAAACAGAAGAUGGCCAAGGCUACCUGGGCUAUGCUUCCCAGAAUCUGCUGCUGGGAAGCCGAGCUGCCCGCGGUAACGUGGAGCAUGUGGUUUUAACAAAGUGUCCUGACAAAUGGUUGGGGUUUCUGAGGCCAAAACUGCUCCUUGUGAUAGGCUGAGUCCUUCUUCUUCUUCUUCUUCAGGUUACUCGCUGGCCAGUCUGCUUCUUGGAACUCUCCAAGCGGGUUCUGCUGCUUCCACUCACAUUUUUAAGGGACAUGAGUUCGUAAAAAGUCAGACCCUCUUCCCAAUCAGACCCUUACAUGCCAAGCUUUGCCUGCAGGAAAAAUCACACUCAAGAACAAAACUUUUGCCUGAGGAGAGAAAAAGGGAGGAAAACCACUUGAUCUUGAACUUUUUUUCCAAGGAUAGAACAAGGAAGCUCUGCCUGUUCUGCAAAAAACAGCCAAUCCCAGUGCUGGCUGAUAUUUGAUGAGUUUUAUCAUCUCUGUUUACUGUUACAGACUCUCCGUGCUGGUAUGACAUCAAUUCCUGUACGGUGGGGUGCAUGCUCAGCUCUGUGUAAGCCCCACCCAAGCGUAGCCUGACAGGAAGUGAAAUCACGCAGUGGAAAGGGUGUAGAAGAGGAUAGAAAUGAUAGACUAAUUUCUUCAGUAUAUUUCUUCUCUUGUUUACUUCUUGUUGUUCUUCUUGGACAUUGGAAGCUCUUCUGUUUUCAUUCACUCCUUUGAGCCUUUUUGGAUGGAAACCUGCAUGUUUGAAUCAACACAUAGUAGAGAGGAAACUGAACCCCAUGUUUUGGGACUUUGGGGUUGUGGAGCUUUACAUUUACGUUUACAAAACGAAGUUCUCUUCUCUCUUAGACUCUUUCUCUCUUUGACGGUUGCUUACCUCCUGAAAGAGAAGCAGCUUUUGUGGUCAGGUUUUUAAUGGGGGUUGACCAGGGUGGGUUCUGGGAUUUUGGGGGGCACGCCAAGAGAGAGACAGAGCAGAGGGAAGCGAACUUCUGCCACCUAGUAUUUAGUAUUGUUCAUGAUGAUAGUCUUGAUAAAAAUGUCCAUGCAGAAUGACAAUGAUGUUGAUGAUUGUUAGCGCUGUUGCUGUAGAGUUGUUGUCACGUUCUUUGUUAUCCCUUCAAUUAUGCCAAGUCCAUCUUGUUUACAUCUCUGGCUUACGUCGAUGAUCCCUGGUCCCGAGAAGGCGAUGUUUCAGGCUGGCUAAAGGGGGAAGUCAGGGAGUUCUUUUGGUUCUCGUCUUACCAAAACCCAAAUGGUUAUAAAAUACGUUAAUCGGUUGGCGAUGAGGCUCUCAUCCCUCUUUUUUUUGUAGCGUUGUCGGAGAACUGAGCAGCACAACCGCCCGAUUUAGACCUCCCCUUUGGUCCCUUCCCCCUGUAAAGUCACGUCACACCACUUCUGUGCCAUCGGUGACCUCCUCUGCCCAAGCCCUCCACUCAGGUCUGGACUGGGUACCAGGUACUGUAGCACAGCCGAGUCCUCCUCUGCCAAAAUCCGGCAUCAGUAUUCAACAGCCUGGUUUCGUCUCCACUCGGCUUUCAUUCAGACUAACCUUAGACAAGGUGUUACGGGACCCCUUUCUUUUGGUCCUCGUUUUUAUGAAAUAUUCUAGACUUAGAUAAUCGACUCCUAUAGAUGAGCUCCUGAAUAUAGAUAUAACUGUAGCCGUAGUUCUCGAUAGCUUUUUGAUUCGGUUGCCACUCUUGAACUUGCACUCUUGAAGAUCCUAGAUCUCCCCCAAAACCAUAGUCCACAUCUUUUGACUCUAUGCAGACCUCAUGAGCGUCCUUAUGGUUUCCGCAGGAGCUGUAAGGCCCAGAUCUCUGAUGGAAGCCGACAAACGGGUGACGGUCGGAACCACUUGCACACUUGCGCAAUGCGAGACCCCCUGCAUGUGUCGCCCCCACCCUCUCCGCACCACGUGUCACCUCCAGCGCCUAUGAGUAGAGCACAGACUUGUUAGUUUUUUUGAGGUUGUUGUUUGGCAGAAAGUGAAAGGGCACAAACUGGAAGCCCGUCUGCAGUUACUUAACCCAGAAACCCGGACCCCGACAGAGCCGCAGUGCCUUCUGUAUCGAGUCACAUUAGUCCAACGCCUCCCAGCCCGCUACCGUCGGCUGUAUUCGAAAAGGUCAAAAACAUUGCGCCUUAAAAGUCCCUCUGGCUCCUUUGCGGUGGUCUCGACACAGGGCCCACGAGGGGGUGACACUGACAUCGCUCAAAAUGGAACCCAAAGGUACCAUCCUGUAGGUAUCCAGGGCAGGGGAAUCACCCAGUGACUUUCGGCCCCUUCAGGCCAAUGCUGCAAAUUGAAAAUACAAGGAUUUCCCCAUCCCCUGCGAAAAUCUGCAAAUAAUUAACCCCCUCGCCCAAAAAAAAAGGUUUAUAAUUUCCUAUGGAUGCCACAAGAUGGCAACACUUUUCUAUUACAAAGGGCUUUGGCCUGUCUAAUAGAAGCUCCUCCCCUCACGUCAACAUAGUUCCUUGACACCAAUAUACCAUGGCGCCGAAGCACUGCUUUUAUAUUAAACAAGGCUUUGCCCUGAGCACAGAAACAGCAAAUGGGCGAGUUUUUCCGUAAAGAACCGAGGAUAGGUUCCCCCAAAAUUUGCAAAUAGGUGAAUUUGCGAGAAACGAAUCGCGACUAUACUGGGGAGCACUGUUUUCUCACAAGAUUACCACUUGUCAUCUCAACAAAAUCUCUCUUUGUUCUUGUAACAAUAGCAUUUUUUUCUUGAAAAAAAUAUGACUUUAUUGUAAAAACGUUACAACUUUUUUUCUCCCAAAAAUAUUCAUUUAGCGUAACGUGAUGAUUUUUUUUCUGGAAAAUAGGCAACUUUUUAAUUCCUAUAGGGGCACACAUUGUACCUUGGUACCUUGAUUUGCAAAUUUAAUCAAUUCACUACAACAAUCUCAAAUUGUGAGUGAGACACGGUAUCCCGGAAGGAUUUUGUGGCGGUAAAUCUAAAUCCUGCUCGUACCUCAAAUUUUGGCUUGUAACACAGCAGUCGAUAUAACCGAACGAUAGUACACGUGUAAACUGAUCAUAAAAUAAAGAAAACUAAUCUCUCUCUCUCUGGCCCAACCGCACCUGAAGAAAAACAACCAAUCAGAGACAGAAGGCGUGACUGACGAGGUGCCAAUCAUUUAUGGUGGCACUUUCAGCCACACCAAUAGCGGGCACACCCUCGGUGCUUCAGUAAAAGUAAGGCGUUGGCCCCCCAAAAAACAAUCAAGUAAGUCAAGGUACCACUGUACAGAAGUUAUAUUUAGUUGGCGUUCGGAUUACAUGGGGGUCAUUGAAAAAAGUUGUCCCCCGUAAGGGCUCUCUGGGCCCAACAAGGUUGAUAAGCCCUGCUUGAAGCGUCUCCUUCGUUUGCGUUGCGGUCAUUGGAUUGGCACGGCAUUGCGGGUCAGCGGCGUGUGGACAAACAUGCAACUCAAGGGCUCUCUUUGCAAAACAUCACGUGGGUUUUCUUGUACAGCUUCAGUGCUGCCAAAAGUCAUGCUUACGUAUGUAGCUCAAGCCGCACAUGGCGCUGGUUCCCACCCCCCCUCCCCCGCCAUGUACAGCCCUAGGAGAGCGGUUAUUGGUGUGUGUCUUGGGGGCGGUGGGUGUUUAAAGGGCGUUAGUGGCGGUAUCAGCAGUAAUUUCACAUAAAAAGGCACUGGACCAUCAUGUCACAUCAUGCUAUGAAGUCAUAACCACAUGAUGUCAUCACGCAGUGUCAUCAUCACCAUGACGUCCCAGCCACAGGAAGGCAUUCACUUUGUGUGUGCGUGAGAGAGAGAUAUUUGAACAGCUGUUUGUCAUGAUUGUUGUUUUAUUUAACAAUAAUAAUAAAAAAAUGAUUUGGAGCCUCCUGAUGGUGCAGUAAAGACAGUAGUAAAAAGCAUACAUCAGUACUAGAGCGUUUUUUAACAUUACAGUAUUAUCGAAAGGCCAUACAUUUUUAUUUUUUUUAAUUGGGAAAAAAGUAAGUCUAGUAAUUUUCUUAGCAAUAUAUUUUUAGAUAUAUUUGUGAAUGUAUUUUUGUUAUCUUAAAUUUUUUUUUAAGUAUAUUUGUGAAUUCGUGUGAGAAUUUAGUUGUGGUUUAUUUUUACAAUGAUUUAUUUUUAAAUAUAUUUAAUUGGGAAUUUGUUUGAAUAUUUCAUCAAUUCGUUUUAAAUAUAAAUGGAUUUUCAUUAUUCAUCAAUUACUUUUACAUAGAUUUGUGAAUUUUUUUUCCAUUUUAUUUUUUCCUCAUCAUUCAUUUGGGAUUUUUUAUUUUCCAAAUGGCCUAAAAAUUAAAGCAGUAACUAAUUGGCCUUUAUUUUUAAUUAGGCACAUGAUGUCAUUUGUGGCACUCCAAAACAACAAACAAAUGACAUUGGUGAUGUUAAAAAACUAACCGUGUGUGCGUCUGUCCUAUCAACCCACUCAACCUCUCAUUGUCCACGUCGACUCUGUAAAUUAUGUACACUUUGAAGCAUAAAAGUUUGUCAAUGGAAAUGUCUGUCUGUCCUCGUCUUGCCUCUCACCCAACUUUUAAAAAUCCCGCUUCACACAGAUGCAGUACCCUCAAUGAUCACACGGUGGUGGUAUUUAGCUGCGGUUUUGAUGUAAAGUUGUGGACGUCAGGACAAUUGAAUUCUUCCAUCCAUUCAUUUUCCCAUACCGCUUAUACCCACGAGGGUCGCGGGCGUGCUGGAGCCUCUCCCAGCUAACUCUGGACGAGAGGCGGGGUACACCCUGAACUGGUCAAACAAUUGGAUAAAUUACGGGUUUGAAAGGGCAGUUUGCAGUGUUAAAGCACCAGUUUCUGACCCAAAAAAAAAACUGUCAAAACAAAACAGUGACUUUGAAGCUAAUAUGUUUGGCUUUUGUGACACCUCAAACUGUUAAACAACAAAAACAAGACCAAGAAUAGACUUUUGAUGGUAAAAUAAUUUAUUUACAGACAUACAACUAAGAAACGCGUUGACUCAUCGCAUGACUGAAGCUGAACGUCAGUGUUUUUUUUUUUUUUUAUUUAACAUGGCGUUCACAGCUCCAAUAUUUGCCCUUGUUUUGUCUGGGGAGUGUGUCACAUCCUUUCUUUUUAAGGUGUCCUGCCAUCAAAAAAAAGAUUUUUUUUAAAUCCACAGUGUUAGGCAUAACAUCGGCCAAAAUGAGUCUGUGUCCUCGUUUAUCCAAACCUACCUCCUCCGGCUGGAGUUUCAACUCAGGCCUGCUGUGCUCAAGAGCAGCACGCUAGCACAUGGCUAAUUUAACAUUUUUAAAAUAUAUUUUAAAUACAUUUGAAAAAUAAAAUUAGCCGUAUGCUACCGGGGCUCACGGCACCACCCCGUUGCAUCCAAUAUCCGUUAAUUCAAGCUUCCACUGUAUAUAAAAGCAUACAUGUGUUGUGGUUUACGACAAUGCUUAACUAUAUUUGUAAUGUUGAAUGUAACUGAGGAUUAAAUAGCAAAGCUUUUUUGGUCAUUGAUGCCAAAAUGUGCGCAAGAUGAACAACGCAAGCCAGUUCGUUAAAGUAACUGAAUGGGACUCGCUUUUAAAAUAUCCUCUCUUUUACUUCACCCACGUGACACGUCCCCUCUGUGGGACUGUGAGUAGUGGGCGAAUAAUUCAACGCUUGGUGAAUUCUGCUUCACGACGAUAGUAAGACCCCACGUGAGCCAAAUGCGAGGAGAUAUGGCCAACCGGACAAUCAGAGCGAAGCUGUUUUCCUUGUCACAUAUUAAUAAGAAAUAUGGCCAUCUGUACUGCCAGGCAAAAAAAGACCGAGCUUGGGUUGGAAAAGGACAUUCUGGGCAUUUUCAACCCAAUUUAUCUUGCAAACCUGAUGAGAGGCCGUCAAAGAAUAUAUGAAUAAAAAUAUGGUGGAACCGAUGUUGCUUACCGGAUGUGUAUAUUAUACCAUAGUUUUAGCAAAGCACCUGAAGCCCAAGGAAACUGGUCAGUGCAAGACUGUGACUGCUGUGAGUGCCCGAGAAUGAUUGACACCUCGCCUUCUGUUUAUGAUUGGUUGUUUGUCCUCCGGUGCGGUAGUUUCUUACAAAUUAAAAUCAAAUUAGAGGUACAAGAUAGGCCAAGAGAGGCUUGAUUUUUUUGUAUUUUUUUAUUAUUAUUUAUUUAUUAAUGUUAUUCUUUCUCUCUCUCUCUCUCUCUCUCUCUCUCUCUGUACUACUGCUAGGUCAAACUAAGACUUUUAACAAAAAUGACAAAAAGUAUUUUUUGUGGGGGGAAAUUGCAAACUCACCCUUUAACCUCUCUAUGCCCAAAGUGCACAGGUCACUUAACCAUAAAAAUAAACCAAAAUAUGAUUUAUAUAUAUAUAUAUAUAUAUAUAUAUAUAUAUAUAUAUAUAUAUAUAAAAAAUAGGUUUUCAAUUUUUUUUUAAUC
Phycodurus eques (leafy seadragon) is the source of this 13913-nucleotide messenger RNA. RefSeq names its product calcium channel, voltage-dependent, P/Q type, alpha 1A subunit, b (gene cacna1ab). Gene Ontology annotation, cellular component: neuronal cell body; membrane; voltage-gated calcium channel complex. NCBI's taxonomy places the organism in Eukaryota, Metazoa, Chordata, Actinopteri, Syngnathiformes, Syngnathidae. The record is from RefSeq and is a predicted model, not a curated record. The transcript has 46 exons. Gene Ontology annotation, molecular function: high voltage-gated calcium channel activity. Gene Ontology annotation, biological process: chemical synaptic transmission; calcium ion import across plasma membrane. The coding region runs from base 361 to 7317 and encodes 2318 amino acids.